AUGUUCGUUCUCGUCAAGAUGAAGGACGCUGUUCCUAUCCCGGCAUCCGAGUUGAGCAAGCCGCGGUCACUGGCAGUGAGCAAUCAGAUAGAAAAGAAGUACAGCAACCGGGUUCUCUUGGGUACAGGGUUGUGCGUGUGCUUGUAUGAGAUCGAAGAGCUCGGGGAGGGCUUGAUCUAUCCCUCUGACUCCGCUGUCCACGUCCGCGUCACCUUCUCGCUGGUUGUGUUUCGCCCUUUCAUCGGCGAAGUGAUCACGGGCAGCAUUCACAGGAGCACCCCAGAAGGCUUGUGGAUCAGCCUUGGUUUCUUCCAGGACAUCUUCGUGCCGCCGCACUUCAUGCAGGAUGGCUCGGAGUGGGAUGAAGAGCACCAGCUGUGGGUAUGGAAGAGCGAGCACGGCGACGCCAUGUUGGAUCCAGCCUUUGGCAGCCCCCGAUUUGUGGAUCGAAAGAAUACCCCUGCUCGUACUGGACAGGAGCAGGAGCAGGAGGACGAGCCAGCGUUUCAGGUCAUGGCGUCGAUCAAAGAUGAUGGGUUGGGGUUGGCAAUCUGGUGGGAGUGA
Molecule: messenger RNA, 564 nt
Organism: Guillardia theta CCMP2712
Lineage: Eukaryota; Cryptophyceae; Pyrenomonadales; Geminigeraceae
Product: DNA-directed RNA polymerase III subunit RPC25
Exons: 4
Coding region: 1-564 (187 amino acids)
Biological process (GO): DNA-templated transcription; transcription initiation at RNA polymerase III promoter
Cellular component (GO): RNA polymerase III complex
Source: RefSeq, a predicted model, not a curated record